Messenger RNA from Alternaria metachromatica, 723 nucleotides. RefSeq lists its product as uncharacterized. The transcript has 2 exons. Lineage: Eukaryota; Fungi; Ascomycota; Dothideomycetes; Pleosporales; Pleosporaceae. Bases 1 to 723 code for a protein of 240 amino acids. The record is from RefSeq and is a predicted model, not a curated record.
AUGAGCUCUCUUUCUAUCUCCAACACUUCAAGCUCCUCCAGCGACUCACCCAAGCCCGAGAGUAAUGUCGCCCCUGGUCGCGCGAAACCCCGCAAGUCGAAACCGUCUUCCAAGUGGCUGCGCAACAAUCCGUACGUCGGCAAAAUGUUUCGCAUCACCGACAACUCGCGAUGGAAGAUUCUCGCACCGCUAUCGAAGCUACAAUUUCAGGACGUCCACAGUCCUUGCGAAGCGCGCCAGGUCUACACAUGUGUUUGCCUCGAUGGGCCCUGGAAAGACCUGGGCGAGUGUGUAGUCAAAGUCAAGUUUCAGAUGCGCGCAAGUAUAGAUACGGUUGAGAUGUACGAGGGGAUGAUCGAUGAUGGGGAGAAGGAGCUGCAGGAUCAAAACGACGCCCAAAUCGCGUUCUUGUCUGCAUACAAGCAUCAUCUCGAGAUGUGCAACGCACCGGCCAGCUCAUGCGAAAGCCCCGCCACAAGGAAUGAGGUGCAAGCUCUUGACCUUCUUGAGCGCGAAGACUGUCAGCAUUCUCCCUGGCUCUAUGGUACGUCUAUAGGCACGGUGCGCUCGGGUCUGCAUCGCGAAGCCAUAGUUGGAGGCUACAGUGUCCUCAUACUCAUGAACAAGCUGCCUGGCAAGACCUUGUCAAUGGACAUGUUCUGCGAGAUGCCUCUGAAGGAUAGGCAGUCCGUUCGCGAAGCCUUCAAAGAGGCAUGGCUGUAA